AUGGUUGAAAUUCCAGCAUUGAAAGAUGACGACCCUAAAGUCAGGAAGGAGACUCAGAUUUACACCGUUGUUGUUCAAAGUAAAUACCUGGAGCCCUUAAUAGCACGCUACUCGUCUUGGUGGAAGUUGAAAAGGGCUGUAGCCUGGCUGUUGCUGUACAAGGUGUACCUUUUACUGAAAGUUCAGCUGAGUAAGAGGAGCGCUUAAGUUUCGAGUGAAUCCCAAGUCCAGAGCGGCGAAGUGCCAUUCGUGAAAUAUGGCUACUUGAAGGUGGCAGAGCUUCAGGAGGCCGAGAAGGAAAUCCUCAAGGAAGUACAUCAAGUGUCUUUCCCUCAAGUCAUCGAGGUUCUCUCAUCAGCAGGAAGUUGCGAUGCAGAUGGUUGUGUUAAAAGGGUCCUUCGAAAGGCAGACGGCGUUGCAUCAGCUCAACCCACGCUUAGAGGAUGGUUUGCUGAGGGU
This is a messenger RNA of Porites evermanni, 459 nucleotides long. Lineage: Eukaryota; Metazoa; Cnidaria; Anthozoa; Scleractinia; Poritidae. The record is from the annotation of a GenBank genome assembly.